UUUAAGGGAAACCUGCGUUCAUUGCCAGGGUCAUUCUCCAGGAACUCCACUUCCAAAUCCUGCAUCAGCGAAGAGGGGAAAGAAGGUCUUAAAAACAGAAAAAAGAGAGAAAAGUACUUCCCCUAGGAGAAGUUUCAUGAAUAAAGGCAAUUCUCAGACAGCGUUACGGAGGAGCACGUGGUGCCAGGUGAAACAUCGGGCAGGAGGACCACAGCGAUCCCGGCCCGACGGGGCAGCGGAGCUGCCGGCAGGCAG
Molecule: messenger RNA, 255 nt
Organism: Zonotrichia albicollis (white-throated sparrow)
Lineage: Eukaryota; Metazoa; Chordata; Aves; Passeriformes; Passerellidae
Source: RefSeq, a predicted model, not a curated record